ACGUGCCGGACCUGACUCGCCCGGGAACGACAACUGUUGUCUCCUCCAACAGAGACCUCCUUGCUGGCUGAUUGAGACAUGUGAUGGACCCUAGAUGGCUGCUUGCUGACUCACCGCUGCAUUUCUGUUCUGUCGGCUCAUGCAUCACCUUCCUGUUAGGAGGAUGGUGCAGGGCAGGCAGGCAGGCAGGCAGACAGACAUCCAUGUCCUCUCCUCCUUCUGUCUCCGGGGUCCUUGGCUAACAUCACACCCUUUUUGGUUAGCAGUCACUUAUAAAGCAAAGACAUGGCAGUGGAAAGAGAAUUGCAGACUCAGUUGUCUUUAGAGGUUCUAUCUGGGCCAGUGAAAAGAAUAAACACCGGACCAGCCUGGCUGAUUUUAUGUCACGUUUUCAGGCUCUGUUAAAGCAGAACAUAAGAGGAGGAGGAGAGGACGGAAAAAGGAGAGGAGAGGAGAGGGGAGGGGAGGGGAGGGGAGGAAAGAAAAAGCUGAUUUUCUUGCAUGGAUGCUGGCUCAAAGCUGAAGAAACCCAUUGAACUGUACACACCCGUGCUGCAGUCAGUGCAUCAAUUUUGUAUAGGAAAUGGCUGUUGAGGCAUCGCAGCAACGUCAGCUGUGAAACACUUAGGCUGAGCGCGCCUCCCUCUCUCCCCUCUCCAUCCUGUAACCACGGGGCUGAGGGGAGGAGGGUUCUGCUUUUUCUGUGCAAUGGGGGAGAAGAGAGCGCUGGCAGCAGAAUCAUGUCUGCCUCCGACUCCAGCGCUAAAGGACUCAUCUGUAACAAGGGUUCAGCCGAUUCCUAUAGUCGACCCUCGGAUUCCGACCUGUCCCUGGAGGAGGACCAGGAGGCGUCUCGGCGUGAAGCCGAGCGCCAGGCUCAGCUACAGCUAGAGAGAGCCAAGUCCAAACCGGUAGCAUUUGCAGUAAAAACCAAUGUGAGCUACUGUGGGGCCCUUGAUGAAGAUUGUCCAGUCCAAGGUGCUGCUAUUAACUUUGAAACAAAAGACUUCCUGCACAUAAAAGAGAAAUACAACAAUGAUUGGUGGAUUGGUCGGCUGGUGAAGGAAGGGGCAGACAUCACUUUUAUCCCGAGCCCAGUCAAACUGGAAGCCAUGAGGAUUAAACAGGAGCAGAAAGCAGCAGCAAGGAAAGGAGGUAACGCUUCGUCUGGAGGCUGGAGAUCCACCCCGCCAUCUGCAGCCAAACAGAAGCCGAAACAGACGGAACUUGUUCCUCCUUAUGAUGUGGUCCCUUCGAUGCGGCCGGUGGUGUUGGUGGGGCCUUCGCUGAAAGGAUAUGAGGUAACAGACAUGAUGCAGAAAGCCUUGUUUGACUUCCUAAAGCACAGAUUUGAUGGCAGGAUCUCCAUUACGCGGGUGACUGCUGAUCUAUCACUGGCGAAGCGCUCGGUGCUGAACAAGAAGGCCAUAAUGGAGAGAUCCAACACACGCUCCAGUUUGGCGGAGGUCCAGAGUGAGAUAGAGAGGAUCUUUGAGUUGGCCAAGUCCCUCCAGCUGGUUGUCCUGGAUGCGGACACCAUCAACCACCCGGCACAGCUCCUCAAAACCUCUCUGGCUCCCAUCGUUGUCUACGUCAAAGUCUCCUCGCCUAAAGUCCUUCAGAGGCUGAUCAAAUCUCGAGGGAAGUCCCAAAGCAAACACCUGAACGUCCAGAUGAUGGCAGGGGAUAAGCUAGCACAGUGUCCACCUGAGAUGUUUGACGUCAUCCUGGAUGAGAAUCAGCUGGAGGAUGCAUGUGAACAUCUGGCAGAGUACCUGGACAUUUACUGGCGAGCUACUCAUCUCCCCUGUUCUGCCCCUGUUAACCCCUUACUGGACCAAAGUGUGAUCACCCCACCCUCAGCUAACUCCAGCCAACAAUUUUCUGAGACUCAAGAGUUGAUCGAAUGAUCACUACCACGGACAAAGGAAGCCCCGCGCUGUCCUCCGGAAGACUAGAAGGUCAAAGAGCACAGGGAGCAGGGCGCCACCAGGGGGCAGCAGCAGCCCUCAUCUCUCCUAAGCCAGCCAGCACCUUCUGUGGCCCCACCCGGGGCGACGAAGACAACACGAGCAGAGCACCUCCACUGAGAGCAAGAGGCUGGUGAGCUGGAGGAAGAGGAGACACAAAACAGGGAGAGGAGGAGGAGGAAGAUUCAAGAGAGGAACCCACACCUCUCACUGCUGCCCCCUCGGGAAGAGCCCCGUGCUCCCACCACCAUGCGACAACUCAGGGCCGCUUUCUACAGCUACACUUCUACUGGUAACGAAAAACCAGUGCAGUCCUGCACGCCUCGUCCCCCUCCCCCUCCCUCCCACCCUGACCUCGUUCCCGACCCCGUGCUUUAACACUGGAAGUCCCAUUUCUCACCCUGCAGAGCCGAGCUAGCCCAUGUGUGAUCAGACACCCCCCCACCCUAGAAGUGGCAGUCGCAGACACACAUGGGCUAAUUCAGCUGUCGUUGUGGAAAAAUUCCUGCGAAGAGAGAAAAGAGUACUGUAGCAUAGCAACACUAUCAGUAUUAUUGAAAAUACAAACAUGAGUAGCUUCCCCAGGGUUUCCUCUCUGAAAACCUGGUUUCCCCUUUUGGCCAAAGAGGGACGGACCCCGAGUCUGUUUGUCCUCCGUCUCUACAGCUGUCUGUCGGCUGUCAUUCCAGUUUAAACCAAAUGUUUCCUCAAAGGCACAAUCCUUUCCAGCGGAAUCGACAUGCAAGGAAAAUGAAAACUUGAUUUCUUUCCUUGUUUAUCCAGUAGCCUUUUUAAAGUGUUGUUUAUUCGCAAAUAUGUUUUACAGCAACUAUCUAUACAACGAUGUAUGAUUCAUAUCUUGGCUCUCGUUAUAACGGUUCACUUAUCUGUAUGCAACAGUGAUGCAAAGUUCAUGCAUGACAAGCACAUACUUGCACAUCAAAAGACUAUAUGCAUAUUUUGUCACAGCUGUGAAUGUAUAAAUGCUGGAAGGAUCAUUUACAAUAACUGUGGUUUGUUUGCAGAUAUUUAGCGGCGAAUGUGAUUCAAAAUUUACCCCUAACUGUGGUUGUCAUGAAAUAUCAGUUAAAUAUUAACCACAAAGAAAUUAGUUUAAGUUAUUUUUUCUGAAACAAUUUGAAAAACCUUGACACAUAAUUGAAGCACAAGCAAAUGUAUUUUUUAUGUGUAGGUUACUCCAAAAAAAGGACAGAUUGGUUGCUCCAGUCUCAGGGCACAAACUGGCUUUGAUGACGGCUGACUGUCCUUUUUUUGCAGAAACUCUACCCUUAUUACCAGUUGUACAUAAUUCUCUAAACCAAUAUUUGCCAUUGCCUGUUUAAUAUAUUUUACUUCUUCACAAUGACUAUGAUAAAUUGUACGAAAUGAA
This is a messenger RNA of Pungitius pungitius (ninespine stickleback), 3360 nucleotides long. It is a transcript of the gene cacnb3b, whose product is annotated as calcium channel, voltage-dependent, beta 3b. NCBI's taxonomy places the organism in Eukaryota, Metazoa, Chordata, Actinopteri, Perciformes, Gasterosteidae. Gene Ontology annotation, biological process: calcium ion transmembrane transport. Bases 741 to 1910 code for a protein of 389 amino acids. The transcript is spliced from 14 exons. The record is from RefSeq and is a predicted model, not a curated record. Gene Ontology annotation, cellular component: voltage-gated calcium channel complex. Gene Ontology annotation, molecular function: protein binding; voltage-gated calcium channel activity.